Messenger RNA from Microplitis mediator, 4518 nucleotides. RefSeq names its product transcription termination factor 2-like. Lineage: Eukaryota; Metazoa; Arthropoda; Insecta; Hymenoptera; Braconidae. The transcript has 12 exons. The record is from RefSeq and is a predicted model, not a curated record. The coding region runs from base 144 to 3836 and encodes 1230 amino acids. Gene Ontology annotation, biological process: G protein-coupled receptor signaling pathway. Gene Ontology annotation, cellular component: membrane. Gene Ontology annotation, molecular function: ATP binding; ATP-dependent chromatin remodeler activity; G protein-coupled receptor activity.
ACGAACAUGACAAGUUCAGUCUUGCUUACAAGUUGUCAAAGCAAACAUGUGUUGUACUUAAAUAUAUAUAUCUAUACAUAUAAAAUAAUAUAUUUAUUUUAAAUCUAUAUUUAUAAUAUAAUUAAAUUGAAUUAAAUAUCACGAUGAAUGAUGAUAUAUUAUUAACCGGAAGUAAAAGGAAAUUAAAUGACCUUGAGAAUGUGGAGGAAAAUAAAAAUAAAAAACGACGCGAUAAAAAUUACAAUGAAUAUGGACGUGAUUAUUCAAAAUUAUUAAAUAACAGUUAUAUUAUUGAUAGUGAUUCUGAUGUCAGUGAUCAUGUUGAAUUAUCUGAUUUUGAUGCUGAUGCUGAUGAGACUAUUGAGGUUGAGGAUAAUCCUGAACCGAGUACGUCAUCGUUCACUCAUACUAAUGAUUCUAAUAAUCUUUACGAUUCAGAUUCUGAUUUGAAAGAUUACGAAGUUCUAGAUCAAGAAUUUAAAAAUGAAAUGGAUUUUAAUUCCGACAUUCGCAAAAAUGAUGAAAAUAAUGAUGAUGAUGAUGAUGAUGAUGAUGAAGAUGAAGAUGAGCUUAAUCGAAGCUUUGAGGACAAUGAUGAUGAUGAUGAUGAUGAACUUAAUCAAAGAUUUGAUAUUAAUAAUGUAAAUAUCCCAUACGAUUCAUUCGAAGACACUUUCGAUCCAACAAUAACUGAAAAAACCGAAGAAUUAUUAAAACAGAUUGAAAAAGUUGAACAAGAUGUCGCACGAUCUCGACAACUGAUCGAGAGCUGUAACUUGGAAAAACUUCCCGACAAAGGUGAGCGUCAAAAGGACAUUCUCGAGUUCAACGAAUCGGAAUUAGUUCGUCUGCGCAAAGAGUACGACCAAGUUCUCUCAAGCGCGAGCGUAAAUAACCAAAGUCAUCAGCCAGGAUCUCGGCCAUUCACGAUGAACAAACUCCAAGUUCUCCAUGGCACUCUGCUGUCCUGUCCAAGUGAGAACCAGCGUGAAAAAACUCCCGAUGGUUUAAAGACGGCAUUGAAACCUCACCAGGAGCAUGCCUUAGCCUGGUUACUCUGGCGUGAGGCUAAAAAACCACCCAGUGGUAUCUUAGCCGACGACAUGGGUCUGGGGAAAACCCUGACGAUGAUUUCCCUGAUCGUUAAAUCAAACGAGGAUCAUCUUGACUCGGACUCGGACGAUAACGCAUCAACAACUUCAACCUCCGUCCCAGAUCCUCGGGUAUCAAGUGGAUCAAAGGUCCAAGUCAAAGGUAAAACCCUCGUAAUUUGUCCCGCGUCAUUACUACAGCAGUGGAAAAAUGAAAUCCAACAUCACUGUCACGAAAACGUUUUGCUCACUAAAAUAUAUCACGGAACACAGCGUACCAACGAUCGUCGUCUUUUAGCACGUUACGAUGUCGUCAUAACGACUUACAAUCUCGUAGCACGUGAGUUUACACAAAAAUCACCCUUUCAACCUGGCAUACUCUCUCGUAUUAAAUGGCAGCGCAUAAUCCUAGACGAGGCUCACAUAAUACGUAACCCCAAAAGCAGUUACUGCGAGUCCGUCUGCGACCUCAUGGCCGAGCAUCGGUGGGCAUUGACCGGCACGCCGAUUCACAAUCGUCACGACGACCUUUACUCGAUAAUUAAAUUUUUACGUCUCUCCCCCUUCGAUGAUCACCACACAUUCCGCAACGCCGUCGGCUGUCAAAGCGCUUCCGGCAAUCAGCGACUGACAACUUUUAUAAAAACUUUUAUGCUGCGUCGCACUAAAGAAGACUUGCAGAAUAAAGGUGACAUGGAACGUCUACCCGAUCGCACAUCCGAAACAAUAAUUAUUGAACUAGAUCCUGAUGAGCGAUCUGUUUACAGUAAAGUACUCGCUUAUUCCAAGUCCUUGUUUGCGGCGUUUUUAUUUAUGAGAGCCAACAAAGGUGAAGGGCUGGGUAGUUUUACUUACGACUCUAUUGCUUCGCAGUAUAAUAGAGCUUAUGAUGACAGCAGUCGUAGAGGAAAUGGCCGGCGUACUGCAAAUGCCGGGGCCAGAGCUCGUGGAAGACCUAGAGGCAGAGCCAGAGGAAGGGGUAGAGGAAGAGGAAGAGGAUCAGGAUCAGCAAUAACUGUUGAUCACUUACAGUUUUUAGCAGAAAAUUCGCAUGAUUUAAAACACACAAGGAUGGUUUGGAUUCUUGUCCUAAUUUUGAGACUGCGUCAGUUAUGUUGUCAUCCAUCAUUGAUUCAUGGACUGCUUGAAGAGACGGACAUCAACACCAUUGGUAUUGACAAUGAUGACAGCAAAGACAUUGACAUAAAAAAAAUAUCAGACAUCACGAACAUCAACAACGUCGAUGGUGAAAAUAAUGAAAAUGUUGGGCUGGGAAACAGCGAAGAUUUGGUUGCAAGCAACCCAGUGUUCCAACGCAGCCGCAAGAGUUCAAAAGUCCGGGCGGUUAUGGAACGAGUCGUGGAAAUCCUCAAGACGAAGGAUAAAAUGAUAAUAGUGUCGCAGUGGACAGGAUUUCUGAAUGUAAUCGCUGAAAAUUUUCGCGGUUUACGCGAUGCUAGGUACGCGAUGUUCACCGGAGCAGUCAACGUCAGAGACCGACAGUCGGUCGUUAACGAUUUCAAUGACCCCGUCAGUGACACGAGGAUCCUGCUGCUGUCAUUGACUGCCGGUGGAGUUGGAUUGAAUCUCACUGGAGGAAACGUUUUCGUGAUUGCGGCUAUUCUAUUGGAGCGCCAUCUUCAAAGUGUGGCGAAUUAUUUGAUACUGUCAUUAGCGGUAGCUGAUUUGUUAGUUGCUUGUCUAGUAAUGCCUUUGGGAGCCGUGUACGAGGUAUCCCAUGAAUGGACACUCGGUCCCGAUAUAUGUGACAUAUGGACAAGUACUGAUGUUUUAUGCUGCACAGCAUCAAUUCUACAUCUCGUAGCAAUUGCUUUAGACAGAUACUGGUCGGUAACAAAUGUCGACUACAUACAUCACAGAACGGCAAAACGAAUUGGAAUAAUGAUUGCCGUGGUUUGGUUCGUUGCAUUUCUAGUUUGCAUAGCUCCGCUUCUUGGCUGGAAAGAUCCUCACUGGAAUACGAGAAUUGAGGUGGAUAAAACGUGUCUCGUCAGUCAAGAUAUCGGUUAUCAGAUAUUCGCAACAGUAUCAUCAUUUUAUCUUCCACUUUUGGUCAUUCUCAUUCUGUACUGGAGGAUACUCCAGACAGCGCGAAAGCGCAUUCGCAGAAGAGUCGGGCAACCGAUCAAUGCCCAAGGCGCGACCAAGACUAUGGAAUGCAAAACUAAGUCAAUGGACAGUGGUCACGCAGUCGGGGAUGCUUUGGCACAAGCCCAAGUAUCUGGUGGAAUCGCGGCAGCGGUUGUAACUGUUAUCGGAAGACCACUCCCAACGAUUUCCGAAACAACAACAACGGCUUUCACAACAGUAAGCUCAAAUAAUACAUCACCGGAAAAAACUUCAUAUCAUAAUGGUUUGGAACCAGAGCCAUCAACUAUGGAUGCGUCGCCAGCAAAACCAGCAGUUGUGAUACGUAAAAAAAAAAAAGCUGCUGAAUCUAAACGAGAGCGUAAAGCUGCUAAAACACUAUCUAUUAUUACUGGGGCUUUUAUUGUUUGUUGGCUACCAUUUUUUGUGAUAGCAAUUCUUUUACCUGUCUGUCAAACGUGCAAUAUCAACGUCUAUCUUAUUGCAUUCUUCCAAUGGCUUGGGUACUUCAAUUCAACGUUAAAUCCAGCAAUCUACACAGUAUUUUCGCCAGAGUUUCGAAGUGCUUUUAAGAAAUUACUUUGCCGAAGACGCAGAGCUGUCGGCAGGCGAAUGGGUGUGCGACACUACAUGUAGGAUUGGGUGUAGGGUGGAGGCAAUAGCUCUCGCGUGCUUUACAGAUCCGAUCCUCCCACUGUAUCAUUUGCAUUAACACGUUCUACUGUUAUUUUUUAAUUCAUUAUUAUUAUUUACAAAUUUUUUUUUUAAACAUUUCAAAAAAUUAUAAUGGAAAAGAUGCUGCACUUAAAAAAAUACGGUUUUUAUUUUUAAAAAUACAAACAACAGUUUUCUUAUAAUUUAUCAAUAUGUAGAAAAAUAGCUUAGAGGUUCCGCCAUUUUAUUCAAAGCGCCCUCUGUCCUAAUGAUUGAGAAAUUAACUAACCUUAUUUUUUCUACAACAAAACUUCUAGUCAAUAACUUAUUUUUGAAAUUAAUUUUCUAAAGAAUGUCAUAUGUUUAACUAAACAAUUUAUGAUUUUGAUAAAUAUGUCAGUCCGCAUAUUAUUCCAUAGGAAACUGUUUAAAUUAUAUGAAUAUAUAGUGUUCGGAAAAUUUCUUUAGAAAAUUUUCUUGCUUGCUCAGAAUAGUCGAACGCGUCAUUAACCGGGUGAAAAUAUUUCAAACUGAAAAAAAAAUCAUUUUUUUUCUCGUCCAAAAAAAGUCCUGAUUAAACAACUGAAUUCGACCGAAUUAAAUUUUUAAUUCUAUUUAAUUCAGAUAAAUUCUGUUAAUGCGGUACCGAACUUAAAAAUGAAUU